This is a messenger RNA of Pogonomyrmex barbatus (red harvester ant), 2834 nucleotides long. RefSeq names its product Daxx-like protein (gene Daxx). The record is from RefSeq and is a predicted model, not a curated record. Gene Ontology annotation, molecular function: transcription corepressor activity; histone binding; nuclear androgen receptor binding. Gene Ontology annotation, biological process: regulation of DNA-templated transcription. Gene Ontology annotation, cellular component: PML body; nucleus. NCBI's taxonomy places the organism in Eukaryota, Metazoa, Arthropoda, Insecta, Hymenoptera, Formicidae.
AUGUCAUAUAAAAUAAUGGAAAUGGAAAUCAUCUGUAUUUCAUCCGAUGAUGAGACAAAUUCACAAAAGGAAAAUGAAUCGGAAGAAUCUAAGGUCAAUUGUAUAGAAGCUAAUAAUGGAUCUAUUAUUCCUGGAAAGUUGGAAAUUUUAUUUAAUAAUGAUGAAAAAGUUGAAGAACAUCAUCUAAAACGAAAAAACGAAGAAAAGAUAAUUCAUAAUAAUAUGGAGAAGAAGCUAAAGUUAAAUACAAAUCAAGAAACAUUUAAAGUAAUAAAUAAACUUGACGUAGAUUCUACAUAUGUUCGUCAAGAAGCAUCUGUUAGAUCUAAUAACAAUGUACAAUCAAAAGAAGAACAGGAAGUGAUAGCUGAAAAGACACAAUUGAUUGUAAAAGAAAAGAAAAAGAUAUCGUAUAUUCCACAUGAUGUCUUUCCUUUAUUUAUAAGUUUGUGUCUGCAAAAAUGUCCAGAAUAUGAUAAAACAGAUAUGGAAAAAAUUAUUGAUAAAUUAAAGAGACGGUAUGAAAACUUAGAUCCAUUAUAUGUUAGAUCAGAAAAUUUUGUCUCUUUUCUAAAUGAGAAGCGUGAAGCUAUCAUGAAGGAUGGCAAAAAAAUAUAUGUACACAUAGAAGAAGUGAUGAACGAGAUGAAGAAAAAAAUUAAAAAGAAUACGCAAUGCAAUGGAAUUUUACAAAAUGAGACCUAUGAUGCAAUUCCUUCUACUUCUUUUGCUACUUACAAUACAUCAAUUAAUAAUGAAAUAGAAUCAGACUGUGAUGGUGAUGAUGAUGAUGAUGAUAAUAAUAAUAAUGAAGAGACUCUUAAGACAAGAAGAAAGAUUAAGCAAGUGUUACAUGCUAUGAAAAAGUGCGAGUCAAUUAUAAAAAAAUUGGAAGACGCAGAAGUUGACUUUAAUGAAGAAAAUGACAGUAAUUAUAUAAAAGUCGAGAGGUAUAAACGGAAAAUGGUAGAAUUGUAUAGUAAGCUUUGUGAACUAACAGGAGAAAAUGCUGAUGCGGGACGUACAUAUUUGCGUCCUAAACAUUUAAACACAACUCAGAUUGUUGCUGUGGAUCAAGCAAUAACGAGUUUUAUUAACUCUAAAAUUAUUAAACGAAAUGAAAUGAAAAAAAAUAGAGCUCUUACAGAUGAUAUAAUAUUUCCUGAUUAUAGGGAUAUUUUGGAAUGUGUUACUAGGUGUAAUCACAAAAGAAAUUUAUGUUUGGAUAGAAAAACACAAGAACAAAUAGCAAAGAAAGCUUUCCGAGAACUUGGAGAACACUUACAACGCGCAAGACGCAAUGAUUAUUGGGAUACCUUUUCUUUAUAUCUUGAAAAUUCUGAAGAUCCAGCUGUAAAAGAUAAAAAUUUAGCAAAAAAAUUAUCCGAUAAUCGUAUUGAGGGUGAGAAACGAUUAGCUGCCGUAUUUGACAAAUAUACAAAGAAACAAGAAGAAAUAAAAGACCAAAUUAAUGAAAAUACAACUUCGGAGGAAGAUGAAGAUGAAGAAGAAAGUAUAAUUGAAGAUAAGAACGAAGAUAAUUUAUCUCUGAUAAGUGAGAAGGAUAGUGAUAUUGAAGAAGAUAUGAAUAGCACAGUUAAAAAAAAUGAAUUAUCUAUGGAAAAAAGCAAAUUUAAUACAAAUGUAACAAAUAUAUAUCAUGCUACAGAUAAAACUAUUUCAAAUAAAACUACUGUAAAAAUUAUACCAGAGGAAUGUAUCAAAAAAGUUAAAAUAAAAACUGUAGAAAAAAAUGCGGCAGUGUCAAAAAAUGAGACCAGGACAGUUAGUGAAAAGAUUAAAAAAUUAUGUGAUAGUAAUACUAUAUCAAUUAUAAAAAAGAUUGGGGAAACUAAAAUACAAGAGGACUUGUUACCAGCAUUUUCUACAACAAACUGCACAAGUGAGGAUCUAGCGGUGAUGGAAACUGAUGUACCCAAAAUAACAGAUCCUGCAACAAAGAAGAUUUCAGAGGGUAUAGCAGAUGCGGUAACCAGGAAAAUGACAGCUGUGAGCACUGAUAUUACAGCAGAGUUGAGAAUAAAGGAUACAGCAGAGGAGCUAAGAACAGAAGAAGAUACAAUAGAAUUGACAACAGAAAAUGUAAUAAAGCUGACGGGAAAUGUAGCAAAGACGAAUGAUAUACCAAAAGUAAUAACGAAAAAUAUGAUGGACGAAGUAAUCGAUAUGCCAAAUGAUGAGCAACCGGAAGGAAAGAAACCUCUACUGCGACUACGUUCAUUCGCUAAACCUCCUAUGACUUGGGAAGACACUCAGCAUAAAACGGAAAAGACUAUUCAAGAAAAUGCGCCAAAAGGAACAGACCAAAUUAAAGAAGUAGUUGAUUUAACUAAUGAAAGCAACCAAAUUAAUACGACUAAGCUAAUACCCAUUAACAAAUGCGUUUUACAAGUUGGAGACAAGCUAGUCCCCUUAGUGAAAUCUCCAACGAAGCUCGUACCUUCAAAUUCGAAUAUAAUUACUGUUCAAAAUAUCACAAAUAAUUAUUUGAAGGUAAACACGCGAACGGGACAAAUUAUAGCGCCUGUACGGGACAUCCGUGCAGGAUCUACAAUAAUCCGAUUACCCAUUCAAACAGCUACUCGACAAAAUCAAUUGCAAAAUGUGAAUGCCGUUACUGUAACAAAUGAUGUAACAUUCAAAGGAAAUAAGGAUACUGUAUUACAAAUCAUCCAACCUAAGAUUAUCGUAUCUAAAAAAGCGACAGCGCAAUUUAUCUCUAAACCAACGGAAGUGAGUUCAUCAAAGACAAAAUCUAAAUGACUCAAACAUAUAGUAAAAGCUGUUAUCUUAGAUCAUUGUUAUACAAAAAA